AUGGAGGAUGGUGACUCUGCGGAAGAAGCAUCUCCAUAUCAAUUGUACACAUUGCCAAACAUUCAAUUCAAGUCAUUAUGGAGCAGUCUGAUCUAUGAUGAUCGUAUCAAGUCCAAUCUACUCCAAUACCUCUCAACAAUAGUCUUAUUCUCCAAACAUGAUGUUGAUUCAAACAUUGUAUCACAUAACAAGAUCGUCUUGUUGAAUGGACCACCUGGCACUGGAAAGACAUCAUUGUGCAAGGCAUUGGCACAGAAGAUAUCAAUUCGAUUCAAUCAUAUAUUCCACAGUUCAGUAUUGAUAGAGAUCAACUCUCAUAGUCUAUUCAGCAAGUGGUUCUCAGAGAGUGGAAAGUUGGUGAUGAAGGUUUUCGAUCGUAUUAGAGAGACGGCAGAGGAUAGCGAAUGCUUUGUGAUCGUACUCAUUGAUGAGGUCGAGAGUUUGACCGCUGCCCGCAAGGCUGCACUCUCUGGAGCGGAGCCAUCUGACUCCAUUCGAGUGGUCAAUGCAUUCCUAACUCAACUGGAUCGUCUCAAGACAUACAAGAACGUCAUUAUCCUGACAACAUCAAACUUGGUUGGAGCUGUUGACAUUGCAUUCAUAGACCGUGUGGAUAUCAAACAGUACAUUGGUCUGCCAUCACUUCAAGCACGUGCAGUAAUAUUCCGAUCAUGUAUUGAUGAGUUGAUCAAGAAGGGUUUGAUGAAGGGUGGCCAUCAGGGCCAUGAUCAAUCACUUCAAGAAGUAGCCAAGCUUGCUGAAGGUCUAAGUGGGAGAUCACUGCGCAGAAUACCAUUCCUUACCUUCUCAAACAUGUAUUCCAAGUCUGCGCAGAGUGUACAGUAUAAUGAAUAUAUGGAUGCAAUGAAGAGUACAUUGGCUUUGGAAUUGGCCAAUACUAGUAAAAUAGAGAAGCUAUAA
Acytostelium subglobosum LB1 is the source of this 921-nucleotide messenger RNA. RefSeq lists its product as hypothetical. The coding region runs from base 1 to 921 and encodes 306 amino acids. Gene Ontology annotation, cellular component: nucleus; chromosome. The record is from RefSeq and is a predicted model, not a curated record. Gene Ontology annotation, biological process: meiotic recombination checkpoint signaling; reciprocal meiotic recombination. The transcript is spliced from 4 exons. Gene Ontology annotation, molecular function: ATP binding; ATP hydrolysis activity. NCBI's taxonomy places the organism in Eukaryota, Evosea, Eumycetozoa, Acytosteliales, Acytosteliaceae.